Fonsecaea erecta is the source of this 1506-nucleotide messenger RNA. RefSeq lists its product as hypothetical. The record is from RefSeq and is a predicted model, not a curated record. The coding region runs from base 1 to 1506 and encodes 501 amino acids. The transcript is spliced from 2 exons. Gene Ontology annotation, molecular function: flavin adenine dinucleotide binding; N,N-dimethylaniline monooxygenase activity; NADP binding. Lineage: Eukaryota; Fungi; Ascomycota; Eurotiomycetes; Chaetothyriales; Herpotrichiellaceae.
AUGGCCUUCAGUCCUUUCUUCUGGCUCUACGCCGUUCUCCAAUGGAUUCUUGACAAGAUCUUUUCACCAUACCCACCACCUCCUAACGCGCACCUCCGUCGUCCUAAAAUCGCAGUGAUUGGUGCCGGUCUGACCGGUGUCUCCGCGGCAGCUCAUUGCGUCGGCCAUGGCUUCGAGGUGACUAUAUUUGAAGCCGAUGAUGAAAAACACGUCGGAGGGAUAUGGACACAUGUGAACACGACAUCUGGUCUCCAGAUCCACAGUGUCAUGUAUCGAUUCCAUCCUUCUGUCCAAUGGAGUGGGGGAUACCCGAAGCAACACCAGAUUGUUGAUCAAGUCCAGCAGUUGUGGCACAAGUACGAACUCGACCAGAGAACGAUCUUCAAUACAAAGGUCGAGAAAGUCUACAAAGACAAUCAAGGACGCUGGAUCGUCAACAACACCUCGAAUGGCCGGUUUGAUGGAAUCAUACCGGCAAUCGGAACCUGCGGGGCUCCAAAGAUGGCUCAUUUGCCUGGCCAAGAGUCCUUCAAGGGAGACAUUUUCCAUUCCUCGGCCUUGGACGGCAAAGAUGCGAGAGGGAAAAGAAUCCUCAUUGUUGGAGGCGGCGCAAGUGCGGUCGAAGCGUUGGAAUGGGCUGUCAACACAGGAGCCGCAGAAAUCAAAGUGCUGGCAAGAUCUGACAAGUGGAUUAUUCCCCGGAACGCUCUCGUGGAUGCACUUCUUGCCUUCAAUAUAUUCGGCCAGGAAACCCUGCUGUCAUGGAUUCCUGAGAACUUGCUGCGCUUAUUCUUCUACCGCGAUCUCAGAGAUAUAGCGCCGGCAGAUCAAGGUCUGUUCACAGAAACCCCCAUGGUCAAUUCAGAGAUCUUCAAGCAGAUACGUGCUGGAAAAGCAUCUUGGUUACGAGGGGACAUUGAGGAGGUCCGCGAAAAUGGCAUCUUCUUCAAUCACCGGGCAAAGGGUGUACCUAAAGGAGGGCCCGGACGGCAUAAACUGGUCGAGGGGGAUAUGAUCAUCAUGGCGACUGGUUACAAACGUCCAAGCCUUGACUUUCUGCCCGACGAAGUCUUCGCCGACGGCUACCAGCCACCACGAUGGUUCAUACAAUGCUUUCCACCCGCGGCGCCUUCAAUUUGUGCAAUCAAUUCGACCUAUGUGUCGGCUAUCGGGACUGUUGGCAAUUAUCACAUCGGAAUCUACACGCGAAUGCUCCUGAUGUUCCUCGUCGACCCUCUGACGACACCUCGCACUUGGUGGAUGAAGCGAUGGGUGGACUUUACCAGCACGAUAAAGUUAUUGGCUCCGACCAAAGCGUUCGACUUCUUCACCUACUCCGAGCUGCUCUACUGGUUCUGCUUCAUCACGCUGAUCAACCCGUUCAGAUGGAAGUGGGCGCUCUUCGUGUUUUUCGGUAUUGGGAAAAAUUUGCCCGCCAGCAUCGUGGAGCAAGAAGACAAGCUAAGGAACGGACUGGGAUUCAGUAAAGACAACCAUUAUGAUUAA